AUGGCAGCCGUGUACUCGUCGUCUACCAUGGCCACGUCCGAACGGAGCCGUCGCUCAAGACUCGAUUCCACACUUGUUGACUUCUCUCCGGGCCUGGAUACCGAGUCUGAUCCCCUAUUACGAUCUACCAAUCCGUUUGCCCGCGACCAUGAUUGUCCUUCACAUGAACCGUACCGCUCCAUCGCCACCGCCAACUCCUGCUCAUUCUCCCAUGUCUCCAUCAGCCAGCAGUCCCAAUCCCAGCCCUCCCUCCUCCAGCUCAGGCACAGAAUCAACCGCAAAACAGAUCUCCUCCUUCUCCCGCUCCUCUCCACCCUCUACCUCUUCAAUGGCCUCGACCGCGGCAACGUCGGGAACGCUCAGACGCAGGGGUUCACAGCGGAUAUCGGGUGCGAGCCGCGCGAUUUGAACCUGGCUAUCUCGGCAUUUUGGGUCAUGUUUGUUGCUUGUCAGCCGGUAUCCGCUGCUUUUGGGAGGAGAUGGGGAGGGAGAGUGUGGAUUGUUGGAAUCAUGGCCUUUAUCAAAGGAAGAGGCUCGCUUCUAACCACCCGCCUUCUCAUCGGCGCCUUCGAAGCCGGAUUUUAUCCCACGGCCCUCGCCUACUUGACAGUGUUCUAUCCCCCUUAUGACCUUGCUGUGCGCAUUGCGCUGUUCUAUGGACAAUACGCGGUGGCAGGGGCGUUUUCUGGGGCCAUAGCCUAUGCUAUAUUCCGGAUAGAGCACCCGACUUUGAAGAGCUGGCAGCUCCUGUUCCUCAUUGAAGGUGGUGCGACGUGUCUUGUCGCACUGUUUGCAUGGAUGUCAGUACCCCCCUUCGUCUUUGGCGCAUUGGGCGUCUACCUCUUUGCCCUUUCCUCCGACCGCAGUCAAGAGCGGGGAUAUCACAUCAUGGCUGGACUUGCCAUUUCCGCAGUCGGGUUAGCAGGCAUUGUUUUCACCACUUCCUCGUCCGGCAAGUACAUGGCCCUGUGCAUUCUUCUCUUCGGCUCCUACGUACCCCCGCCCCUAACCGCUGCUUGGCUAUCCAAUAACACGCGUUCCCCCAACAAGAGAGCACUUGUGCUGGGUGUCAACGGAUGGGGUAAUCUGGCGGGGGUUAUUGGGAGCUGGGUGUUUAGGAUUGGCAGUGACCAUGACGAGGGCCAUGGUCAAGAGGAUAGGGGACAUGGAUAUAGGGAGCCGUUAUUGAUCACAUUUGGGUUUGUUGGGAUAGCAAUUAUGGGGUAUUGGGCGUAUACGGAGGUGCUGAGGUGGGAGAACGGGAGAAUGGAUGAGGCUGAGGUUGGAAAGAUGGUGGAGGAGAGCAGCAUGAAAUGGGACAGCGAGAAUCGAUGUAGGACAAUGCAUGGGGAGGGGAAGCCAAGUUCUAGGGGUCAUAACUUGUAG
Molecule: messenger RNA, 1386 nt
Organism: Neurospora crassa OR74A
Lineage: Eukaryota; Fungi; Ascomycota; Sordariomycetes; Sordariales; Sordariaceae
Product: allantoate transporter
Exons: 5
Coding region: 1-1386 (461 amino acids)
Biological process (GO): transmembrane transport
Cellular component (GO): membrane
Molecular function (GO): transmembrane transporter activity
Source: RefSeq, a predicted model, not a curated record